Messenger RNA from Tuber melanosporum (Perigord truffle), 2370 nucleotides. RefSeq lists its product as uncharacterized. NCBI's taxonomy places the organism in Eukaryota, Fungi, Ascomycota, Pezizomycetes, Pezizales, Tuberaceae. The transcript has 7 exons. The record is from RefSeq and is a predicted model, not a curated record. Bases 2014 to 2226 code for a protein of 70 amino acids.
AUCACCAGCUUCCUCCAUCUUCCUGUCCGGCACUGUACAAAACACCAUACAAUAAAUAACUUUGCAAUGCCAUACAAAAUGCUACGCAGUAGUCCAGAACCAGAUAAUCAUAGCUGCGCUGGUAGGAGGGGCAGAUAAUGCGGUAAGCGAAUUUGGGGAAUACCGUUUGAGAAGGUCCAGGGGCUUCUCAGUCCUCCCUCCCGCGCAUAGAAGCUGCAAGUGGCUUGACCCUCCACUGAACAUCCUCCCUCAACACACAUCAUCGAUAAGCGAGUAGAUCCCUCACCACUACCCACUUACCCAACCCGACCCCUACAAACCUCGCCUUUCACCUCGCCUUUCAAAGACCCUCCAGACUCGGUCGUCCUCUCGUUUCAUCCGUUCCACCUCUCAACUACCACCGCCACCACCACCUUACCUCCUCCUCAACCCCUUCACACACACCCUGAUACCCCCUCCCUCUCUUCAACCUCACCUAUAUACUAUAGGAUACCGCUGGUCUGAGCACGCAUGGUCGCUCUCCCUUCUCGCUUCCCUUAUAAGCCACUGCAGCAGUGAUACUUCCACCUCCACCUCCACUCCCUCCCAUCUUGGUUCCCUUCGACACCUGCCCCCCCCCCCAGAAACUGGAACUCCAUGAUGUCGUCCGUUCCCAGAAUGCCCGCGUGCACUCAUAAAAGUCUCUCUCAAUGCAACCUAAUGGGUGAAAGCUGCUCCACAUUCAAGGAUAUGGGCUGUCCCCUUCUGCGAUCCAUGUAAAGAUUAUUGGAACUUGGACUCUGAUCAAGCGUUAGGACAUGCAGCCGCGGAUAACAACCCAUCUCCCCGGCUGCUUGCUCACAUGCGAGAAAGCAUCGUUAAUAGGCACCCCCUCAUUUCUGGCCCGCUAGCGGGCUUUCGUAGCAGCUUUUUUCCCCGUGAAUCCUCCGAUGAUUUACUUAAUGUAGGAGCUGAUAAUGACAUUCAUGACCGCUCUCUUGGCUCUCGCCACUCGGAACAACUGAUGCCGGGGAACUUUCCCAAUAAUGGGCCCGAAAUUAGAAACUAUUUCACACAUAACCAUCCCACGCCAGGAGGCAGUGGUUCAGGACUAGACGAUUCUGACGACUCCGAUGAUCUACGAAGCUUGGAGAACAAUAUACCUUCGUCCAGCAAUGGAUCAAAUGAACGCCGCUCAUCAAACCUUUGGUCACUGUCCAAUAGCGCUCAGGGAUCUGAAGCAGAGAUGCCCGAUUUCCCCUCAGGAGCUUUUACACGGUUUGUACUCAAUGAACGUUUCGUCCCAUUUUUACUCUUUUCCAUUUACUAAGGGCCGUCCUGUGUGAACAAUUCUAGUCCUACCGGUGCUCAGACAGCUGCUCGGAGCGAAGUUGCUAUCAACCAUGUUACCGGUACGAAUAGAAUCGCAAAUGAGAACCUGCGAAGACUCCGUAAUAUACGCGAUUCUCGAGGUCCCCAUGAAGCUGCUCUCUAUGAACACCAAUUCCGGGGUGUUGGGGAAUACGGGGAGCCGGUGCAUGACCGUCUCAGGUGGACUGAUCAUACUAUGCCACGUAGCGGCUUAGAUGAUGAUGACGACUCUGACUCUUCACCAGUAGCUCUGUAAGUAUCCUCUAUCUCGACCUCCAAUCGCUCAGGCUAAUAUCAUUACAAAGAUCCCAGCGAAGUCUGACCGCAUAUAAUCGUGCACAACGUCAGCGCUCAGAUGUGUCUACUGUACGCAGUGCUCUAGAAUCCUACCGAAACAGAGAUCCUCACCACCGCCUUUCCGAAAAUCGAGCCUCCUCUUCGCGCGGUAAUCACGAUGACGGGGCUCAAAGUUCUGACAGGGUUUCAGAGAGGGUUUUAAGGUUGAGUAGUGAAAUUCUGGGGAGAAAUCAUAAUCCCUUUGCUGACAGCUUCAGCCGCUGGAGGGGCCUCAGGCGUCCCCCUGGUGGCAUACACCCUGAUUAUCCUCCACCAACCGAACCGAAGGGAUUGGAUGAGGACAGGACUCGCCCAGAGCCGCUGGAAAUGGAAGCAAUGAAGCUCGAUUGCGAGUGCAAGAUUUGCUUCGGGCAGAUUGCGGAUACUCUCUUGUUGCCCUGCAGCCAUUUGGCUAUCUGUACUUGGUGCGCCAAUCAAAUGGGGAUUAAGCCAAUUAGUGAGCUACACUUUGGGCCACCGAUCCACUGUCCUGUGUGCAGGGUGGCUGUUUCGUCCAGGAUCAAGGUUUUUCGUGCAUGAUAUAUCCCCGUGUCUCCAUUCAGUCUACCGGUACCCAUGCAUCAGUGAUAAAUAGUGGCGCAUGUCUUUGAAUAAAACCUUGUAAUAAAAUCCCUUUUACUUCUUCCAUAGAUACAUGCAGACGUAAUUAGAGUCUUCACCUUA